AUGGAUGCGAUUAUACGGUCCGACUUCAUGAACGAUGAAGUCGAACAUCCAUACUACCCAGCAUUUGUCAUCAAUAAGCCCUCCGAAGCUCCCCUAAUGCAAGACUCGGCAUACUCCUCCCCGCGACCAUCAUCUUCAUGGCUCUCAUCAGAGAGCAUGAGCGAUAGCUGUAGCGGCACAUGGUCUUCUCCUACCCCAAGUGUUACCUACUCUCCCUCUCCACGACCGACAGACUAUCGCAACCACUAUUCUGCAUGGUUACAAGCAAACUCGGGACAUGGCAUGCUGCCUUUCACCUCGCCGAUUCAAAUUCAGGGUCAGCCCGACGUUUCCGCAUACUAUCCGCAAGAGCUCGUUUGCCAUCCUUACUACCAGAAUCAAUGCUUCCAGCCUCAAGUCUCCGAGGGAAAAGCACUGGAGACCUUUGGUCUAGGAGGAUGGGCGACAAUAGAAGGCUCUCAAGCCCAUCCAGAGCAUAUCAUGGAGCCAUCGCCAGCCCCUUCGUCCACAAUCACCCCUUCCAUCAAGUCUUCCAACGAUUCGUCCAAACAACCCAUCUAUCCUUUCGUCAAGCAAGAGGAACCUGCAGAGUAUCAUCAUAUCUGCUCCAAUCCAUCUCCAAGGAAGCAACAAGCCAACAAAGCAAAGACAGCAUACCCCUGUCCUUUCCUUCCUUACGGCUGUCCGGCAUCCUUCUCUUCCAAGAACGAGUGGAAACGCCACCUCAACACUCAACAUCUCUCCCUCAGUACAUACCGUUGCGGCCUUUGCGUCCCCAAACUCUCUGCCUCUUCCACUCCACCACAAACAAACGACUUCAACCGUAAAGACUUGUUUAUUCAACAUCUACGCCGCAUGCACUGCGAGAGCUCGUCAGAAUCCACGUCCACGGUCUCCAACAUCAAGACGGCAAGAUACAACUGUAUUCCUAUUCCCAACACGCCCGAGUCGCUGUCCGGAGAAGCUGAUCGCUGUUAUAUCGCACCACCUUUGCCUCCUGCUUGCACGCAAUGUAUCUUUUGCUGUUCUACGUUCUCAGGCCCACAAGCUUGGAUCCAGCGUACAGAACACAUUUCUCACCAUCUCGAGAGACUGCGUCGAGACGGGCUAAAGGUGCCCAAGGUGGAGAACUGGAGAAGAGAUGUUGAGCUCGAGAGGUGGUGUUUGGAAAUUGGUGUGCUUGUGCUUCAUCGCGGGAGAGAUGGUGUGGGCAGGGUUCGUGUCAAGAGUGGAAGGAGAGUGUGA
Messenger RNA from Aureobasidium vineae, 1245 nucleotides. The record is from the annotation of a GenBank genome assembly. NCBI's taxonomy places the organism in Eukaryota, Fungi, Ascomycota, Dothideomycetes, Dothideales, Saccotheciaceae.